GGGGGCAGUCAUGGUUGCCAACAGGAAUGCAUCAAUACACAUGGUUCUUACAAAUGCAAAUGUUUAGCUGGUUUUGAAAUCGAUCACCUCAAUCCCAAGAAUUGUAAACCACUCCGGUGCUUUCCAGAAUGCUACCCAGGCCGAGGAAGGUGCUUAAAUGGAAAAUGUGAAUGCUUUAGAGGGUUCACAGGUUCAUACUGUGAACAAGACAUUGAUGAAUGCAUACGAGGAACACAUGAUUGCGAUCAUAUAUGCGUUAACACUCUGGGUUCAUACAGAUGUGAGUGUAAACAGAAUUAUACUCUAGAUCAGACUUCUAUGAAAAAAUGCCUAAAGAAAGAAUGCUAUCCUAAAUGUGUGAAUAAUCAAGGCAGCUGCAACCACGAAGGCUUUUGCAUAUGUGAAUUGGGAUUUGUUGGUAUUAGUUGUGAGUUAGAUAUUAAUGAAUGCAUUGAAGGAACUCAUAAUUGCGAGCAAAUUUGCACCAAUACAGAUGGAUCUUUCCUAUGCUCAUGUGAACCUGGAUUUAAAAUAAGCCCAUUUGACUCUUCAAAGUGCCUCCCAGUAGAAUGUCAUCCCCCUUGUGUGACAGGUCAGGGUAGCUGUGAUAACUCUGGCAAAUGUAUAUGCACGACAGGAUUCUUCGGACCCUCCUGUGAGAUUUCAGGGAAUGUCUGCAAAACAAAUCGGCCUUGUGAUCAAGAGUGUCGAAACUUGGGAGGAGGUCAGUUUGAAUGUAAUUGCUGGCCAGGUUUCGAAAUGGUGUCUGGUUCAUCAACGAAAUGUAGGAAAAAGUGUUCUCCCGGAGUCAACUGCAUUUAUGGGACAUGCACUGAGAGUGCUGUGAAUAUGAGCGAUUGCGUUUGCAAUCCAGGUUAUGAAGGCGAAAAAUGUGACCUCGACAUUGACGAAUGUGAAGGUGACCACGGUUGUCUACAGAUCUGUCGUAAUUCACCUGGUUCUUACAGUUGCGAGUGUCGACCAGGUUUUAUUCUAGAAGCAGACGGGCGUAUGUGUUCACAGGAGGGAAGCGCUAUUGGGUGUGACGGAGGAUGUCUUAAUGGAGGGCACUGUCUGCGUAAUUACACAUGCAUCUGUCUACCUGGAUAUCGUGGCCAACGGUGUGAAGAGCGUAUUGACUUAUGCAGCGAGCAAAAACCAUGUGAACAUGAGUGCUAUAACCUGGCGGUAAGUCAAAAUUUUUUUUUAAAGUAG
This is a messenger RNA of Protopolystoma xenopodis, 1215 nucleotides long. Lineage: Eukaryota; Metazoa; Platyhelminthes; Monogenea; Polystomatidea; Polystomatidae. The record is from the annotation of a GenBank genome assembly.